UUUGUAGGGGUUGGGAAGUCAUGUCUUCUUCUUCAGUUUACAGAUAAGCGAUUUCAGCCUGUUCACGAUCUCACCAUAGGGGUUGAGUUUGGUGCAAGAAUGAUAAAUAUCGAUGGGAAACCUAUAAAGCUGCAAAUAUGGGACACGGCUGGACAGGAGAGUUUCCGUUCUAUAACCAGGUCAUAUUACAGAGGUGCUGCAGGAGCACUCCUUGUGUAUGACAUCACUAGACGAGAGACAUUUAGCCAUUUAACAUCAUGGUUGGAAGAUGCACGACAACACUCUAGUAGCAAUAUGGUGAUCAUUUUAAUUGGGAACAAAAGUGAUCUGGAGGGCCGUAGAGAUGUAUCGAGGGAGGAAGGAGAGGCAUUUGCUAGAGAACAUGGCCUGAUAUUUAUGGAAACCUCUGCCAAAACUGCAGCAAAUGUGGAGGAGGCCUUUAUUGGCACUGCCAAAGAAAUUUACAAGAAAAUUCAGCAGGGGCUCUUCGAUGUAAACAAUGAGGCUAAUGGUAUUAAGGUUGGACCACAACAGACACUUCCGGAGCCUCUUGGAGGAUCAAGACAAAGCCAGGCAGAAGGGAGAGGGUCUUCUGGCUGCUGUUAA
Molecule: messenger RNA, 606 nt
Organism: Staurois parvus
Lineage: Eukaryota; Metazoa; Chordata; Amphibia; Anura; Ranidae
Source: the annotation of a GenBank genome assembly